UGUACCAAUCCAUAUUAAUUACAAUUAGUAUGUUUCCGAAUAAUCAUGUUUUAUGUUUAAAUAUAUAUGUGUAUUUGAACAAAAUAAAACAUUUCUAAAUCAACCAUGUUUCUACAAUGUGUAAUUCUCUGCAUAAUCUUCACUGCCAACGCCAAUAAAUCAAGUCAAACAGAGUGCAAGCACAGUUUUGGACCUUUGGCAUCUUAUUAUUCGUUUUGCGGGAUAAAGAAAGCGUGUUGUCUCAUCGAUAGUGGAUGGAAAUGCACAGAAACAAUUGGUGAACAUGACGCUUGGUACAUUUCACACAGAUGCAAAUUUUAUGGAAGGUCCAACUCUUAUAAAAAGAUCAAGAGAACACGACAUCAGACGUAUACAACUACUUUACCAGCCUAUAUCAAGACAACUUAUAACCGACGACAAAGAAAUAGAAACAUGAAUAGGAUGAACAUUGGUAAAAACUCUUACAAAACUCUAAGAACUAAUAUACUGUCCAGAAGAUUUCCAAGAUAUAUAAGAAGCACAACAGAGUACAGAUAUUCAGAAUACGAACCUACUUCAGAGGUCAACCUGUUCCGAAUUCUUCCAGCAGUAAUAGUAGUGGCAAUGAUAAUCUUCGUCUGUGUAUGUUGCUGUUUAAACAACGACAGGAAACAACGUAGGAUGAGACUUAAAAAUAGAAGACGUCUUCAACAAUCAAGGGCCUUACAACAGACAAAUGAACAACAACAGUUUAGCGUUAUAGGUUUGUACUAUGACAAUGGAAAUGCUGUUGCCGGUGUUACUUAUCCAAGGACACAGCUGAGCUAUGGAGCCGAUUUGGAAAGGCUCAUCAAUUCUACAUCUGACUGUUCAGCAUCUCUUCCCACAGUUAACCCACCAGCAUAUGAAGCUAUCAUCAAUAAUGGCAAUAAAACCGCUAUUGAUUUAUAUAAUCCAAGGACAUACACAGGAGACGUUGAGAAAAGACACACCCAGCAUAUACCAAAUAACGGCACAGUAUUUACAUUCAUUGACGAUACAAAAUAUAUGCCCACAGUUAGUCCACCAGCAUACGAGGAUAUCAUGAAAGAAAAUGCAGCCGCAAUUGUUUCAUAUAAUCCAGGAACACACACACAAGACAACGAGGAAAGGCUUGCCAAUUAUAUUGCGAAUGACGGUACUGUUACUCAUUUAUAAGACGAUCCAACAUCGACAUCUACGUGCACAACAAAUCCCCAUAAUACGAACAUUAUAUGUAUAAACAUAUCGAGAUCGAGUGCACGUUUUAAUCUUUGCAUUUAGACAUCAUUUUUUUUUGUCAUCUUUUUUUGUUGGACAUUGACUUAAAUGAAUUUACCUUUGGACUUUUCUAUUUUCUCUUUUAUUGUAGUAUUAUCAUUGUAAUUAAAACACAAAGAA
Messenger RNA from Mytilus trossulus (common blue mussel), 1398 nucleotides. RefSeq lists its product as uncharacterized. The record is from RefSeq and is a predicted model, not a curated record. The transcript is spliced from 6 exons. NCBI's taxonomy places the organism in Eukaryota, Metazoa, Mollusca, Bivalvia, Mytilida, Mytilidae. The coding region runs from base 106 to 1176 and encodes 356 amino acids.